Messenger RNA from Symbiodinium sp. CCMP2592, 1323 nucleotides. NCBI's taxonomy places the organism in Eukaryota, Dinophyceae, Suessiales, Symbiodiniaceae. The record is from the annotation of a GenBank genome assembly.
AUGGCCGAAGCUGCGCACAUCGCAGUGCGAAUCAAGGCGCACACCAAGAUUGGCUACGGGGAAGACCUGUUGGUGUGCGGUUCUGCACCUGCCUUGGGCAGUUGGAACCUCGCAGAUGCAGCCCUGAUGCAGUGCAAGGGUGACUUGUGGACCUUGACCACGGAGCUGCCAUGCGGUGUGCGUGUAGAGCUCAAGCUGGUCCAGCGGCCUCAAGGUCGUCAGGUGGUUUGGUACGGGACGGGGCCCGGAGGCAAUGGGAACCUGAUGCUGGAGACGAGCCUAGGUAGGGCUGGUGCCAUGCCCUCCCACUUCGAGAAUCUCGAGGGCACGGCGCUUGGUUGCGAUUUCUCCAGUGCUGCUCUUGAUGCGGUCUUAGGCUUUUUGCACAUUCUGUUGCUGGAGCAGUGCCUUCCACCGCUGGCACCCGGACCUCUUCCUGGCUCAGCGCCGCGGCUUACGGCCGAGGUUCUCAGCAAGCUAGACCGAGAGAGCCGGAGAAGCGGCACGGCGAGUGCCCGGCUCGUGGCCGCCAUGGGGAGCGCUCCGUCACAGCAACAGCAACAGCAGCUACAGCAACAACCGCAGCAGCCGCCGCCCCCACCACUGCGGCAGCCACAGCAGCAGCGCGGAGUUUCUUUGCCGCCGCUGCCACGUACACAGCGGCUGAUGGCAGCAGCUUCUGCAGAGCAAGCAGACUCCACCCCCUCGAACGCGCCCUCGAAGAAGCAAGGGCGAUCUUCCAGUGCUCAGCCCUUGCAGCCCUUACCCCGCCGGCGGCCUCGACGGAACGGCCCUGUGCAGAGCCUGGACUGGCAGUCGAAGGAGGCUUGGCGGGCGACGGACGGUGUCCUCAUGCGCGCCUAUGCGGCCCGAGUGGAGAAGGAUGCCCCGACGAUACCGUGCCCCCACUGUGGCCGGAAGUUCCGAGAGGAGGCUUUGGCCACACAUGCACGCGUUUGCGUCAACGUGUUCGGCAAGCAGCGGAAGGCCUUCGAUGCCCAACGCCAGCGCAUGCCUCCCGGAGCUCUUCGACGCAGAGCCCGGAUCAGAGAGGUGAAACUGGUGAACAACUGGCGGCAGCAGAGCCGUGCUCUGCGACUCGCCAUGCGUGCUGCGCGGCGCAGCUACCACGCCCGGGAUCGAUUCCUUGGCCCUGCUUCGGGCGAGGCCGCGGGCCUCGAUGACCGUAUCCCUUGCCCACACUGCGGCCGGAAAUUUGGAGAAAACCAGGCAGCCAGGCACAUCCCAGUUUGCCGCUUGGCUGCUGCGAGUCUUGUUGUUCACCUCGUUCGGCGUUGCCACGAAUUUGGUGCUUUUCCUUGA